AUGUCUAUGUUUCGCGCCAAGAAGCUCGAUCUGGGCUGCUUCAUCAAGCCGCGGACGAUCCGCGACCACACCAAGCGCAAGGUCUUUGAGGACUUCGAGACGCAAAGACAAGCGCUUCGCUACAUUAUCCGAAACACCACUCUUCCGCCCCGGGUGCGCGCCGAGGCUCAGCUGCAGCUUACCCAGACGCACGCCUACACGCGCCCGACGCAGAUCCGGAAUCGGUGCAUCAUGGGCGGCAAGGGUCGCGGCAUCCUCAGCGACUUCAAGAUGUCGAGGUUCAACUUUCGACUAGAGGCUAUGGCCGGCAAUCUGCCCGGUGUCAAGAGGGCAAGCUGGUAA
Molecule: messenger RNA, 342 nt
Organism: Hirsutella rhossiliensis
Lineage: Eukaryota; Fungi; Ascomycota; Sordariomycetes; Hypocreales; Ophiocordycipitaceae
Product: ribosomal protein s14p/S29e domain-containing protein
Exons: 3
Coding region: 1-342 (113 amino acids)
Biological process (GO): translation
Cellular component (GO): ribosome; mitochondrial small ribosomal subunit
Molecular function (GO): structural constituent of ribosome
Source: RefSeq, a predicted model, not a curated record